AUGGCAACAGCCACACCUACGCCCACCCAUCCUCCUGAAAUACACAAUGGAACCACAACGUCCUGGUUCCCUCUAACAACUGCCUUCCCCUCCUCUGUCGGCUGCGAGUCCUCUUUCUGGAUGGAAACGCCCCCGACCAUCGCCGCCUGGGACCCCGGGUACGGAUUAUACGUGCAACCGGGUCUGGAAUGCCAGCCGCCAGAGGUAACGACUUGGUGGGAUGAGAACAAGACCCCGAAUAUCAACACCACAGCGACGAAGUACAGUAUUGGACCGAUCGUGUGUCCGUCAGCGUAUACAACGGCGAAGACAAGCGUGAAUCAGCGUGGGAGUACUGGAUAUAGCUUCUUCGAGUUCCUCGAUGGCGGCGUGGGUGACGAAUGCAUGUCGCCGCUGAGUGCGAGCCAGGUUAUUGCGUAUGCAACGCAAGACUCGUCGUGGAUUACCACGUCGUCGACAAUACAUGCUGCGAGCUUCGUGGUGGGCGUGCAGGUGAAUGGCUGGCUGUUUCCGACAGAGACGGCGACUACUACUCAACCUUCUCAGCCUACUCAACAUGCUCAAACUGCUCAAACCACGGCCCAGUCUACCCAGACAGCAGCAAUUAGCGACCUUUCACACGGCGCCAUCGCGGGGAUAAGCGUGGGAGUUGCGGCGGCAGCUAUAAUGAUAGCAGCAGGUGCGGGGGUUUUCUUUCUACGACGCAGAAAGAAUAGGCAGUACACCGUGGAUGAUGGUCUCAAUGGCGAAAACCCACAGAAAAACGAAGUGGACUCGGUGGCUCUCCAUGAGGUACCAUCAGACCUUGGCAUCAGAGAAUUACAUGAGAAUGGCACGCACGAACUUCCGAUUGAAACGUAUACGAGAUGA
Talaromyces proteolyticus is the source of this 870-nucleotide messenger RNA. RefSeq lists its product as uncharacterized. NCBI's taxonomy places the organism in Eukaryota, Fungi, Ascomycota, Eurotiomycetes, Eurotiales, Trichocomaceae. The coding region runs from base 1 to 870 and encodes 289 amino acids. The transcript is spliced from 2 exons. The record is from RefSeq and is a predicted model, not a curated record.